UAAAAUCCUUUAAACCAAAAACCUCAAGUCAGCGUGACUCGCCGAGACUCACCCGGAACUUGGUCAGAUGCGAGUCGACCACCGAGUUGUCGGUAGAGAAUCGGCAAGUAAAGGUAAGUCAAGGGAAUGAUUCGCUAGAACUAUGCAGAAUAUUGAACGGGAUGUGGCAAACGAGGGUGGGUGGGGCACAAUAGACCGCAGCAACGCCGUUGAAGCUAUGCUUCGAUAUGCUGAUGCUGGACUUACUACCUUUGACAUGGCUGAUCACUAUGGUCCUGCUGAAGAUCUUUAUGGAAUCUUCAUAAAUCGAGUACGUCGUGAGCGCUCACCAGAGUAUUUAGAUAAGGUCAGAGGUCUCACAAAAUGGGUUCCACCACCAGUUAAAAUGACCAGGAACUUUGUAGAGGGGAGCAUUGAUGUUUCAAGGAAAAGAAUGGAUGUUGCUUGCUUAGAUAUGCUUCAGUUUCACUGGUGGGACUAUGCCAAUCCUGGUUAUCUUGAUGCACUGAAACAUCUUACAGAUUUGAAAGAUGAAGGAAAAAUUAAAACUGUGGCUCUGACAAAUUUUGAUACGGAGAGGUUGCAAAUAAUUCUGGAAAAUGAUAUUCCUGUUGUUAGCAACCAGGUGCAACAUUCAGUUGUUGACAUGCGUCCUCAACAGAGAAUGGCUGAGCUCUGUCAGCAAACGGGAGUGAAACUCAUAACGUAUGGAACAGUUAUGGGUGGUCUUCUAUCUGAGAAAUUUCUCGAUACCAACUUGAAUAUUCCUUUUGCUGGUCCUCCACUUAACACUCCUUCCCUGCAAAAGUACAAAAGGAUGGUUGAUGCAUGGGGAGGAUGGAGUCUUUUUCAAACCUUGCUUCAGGUGCUUAAAACAAUAGCUAGGAAACACGGAGUGUCCAUAUCAACGGUUGCUGUGAAGUACAUUCUUGACCAGAAUGCUGUAGCAGGCUCCAUGAUAGGCGUCAGACUUGGGCUAUCAGAGCAUAUUAAAGAUGCUAAUGCCGUCUUCUCACUCGUUCUUGAUGAAGAGGAUGUCGAAAGCAUCCGUGAAGUAUCCAGCAGGGGGAAGGAUCUGAUGAGGGUGAUUGGUGAUUGCGGAGAUGAAUAUAGACGCUAAAUAGUUGGAUACGGCGUUUUUUGUACUUGAUCUUCCCACCUGCACAGAAGCGCAAGUAAUGAGCACAUAAAUAUUGUAUGUACAUUGUACAAUACCAAAUUUUUGUAAUGUGGUAAAAUAAAUCAGUAAAGUGUUGUAGCAAAUGGGUGCGUUUUUACCUAUUGAUUGUCGAUUUGUACAUUUACACAAUACUGCAAUUAGUUCUGGUUCCAUAGCUUAUUACAAUAUUACUCUCUCUGUC
Messenger RNA from Amaranthus tricolor (Joseph's coat), 1361 nucleotides. Its product is annotated as flagellar radial spoke protein 5. The record is from RefSeq and is a predicted model, not a curated record. NCBI's taxonomy places the organism in Eukaryota, Viridiplantae, Streptophyta, Magnoliopsida, Caryophyllales, Amaranthaceae.